Ricinus communis (castor bean) is the source of this 3759-nucleotide messenger RNA. Its product is annotated as DNA damage-binding protein 1a. The record is from RefSeq and is a predicted model, not a curated record. Gene Ontology annotation, cellular component: nucleus. The coding region runs from base 174 to 3527 and encodes 1117 amino acids. Gene Ontology annotation, molecular function: protein binding; nucleic acid binding. NCBI's taxonomy places the organism in Eukaryota, Viridiplantae, Streptophyta, Magnoliopsida, Malpighiales, Euphorbiaceae. The transcript is spliced from 18 exons.
UAUUUACAAACUGUAAUACACCGCAAAGCAAUUUCUUAUAGCACACUUGUUGGGAGCUUCUAGCGCUUACUGUAAGCGUAGCUGAAAGAAGCCCACGAAGCAGACAGUAACAGAGAGUUAGGGCUCCUCCAUUAAAGCGCGGAGCAGUGAAACAAAGAGAAAGAGAAAGAGAAAUGAGUAUAUGGAACUACGUCGUAACGGCACAAAAGCCAACAAAUGUAACUCAUUCAUGCGUCGGCAAUUUCACCAGUCCUCAAGAACUCAAUCUCAUUAUUGCGAAAUGCACUCGCAUUGAAAUUCAUUUGCUCACUCCUCAGGGAUUACAGCCUAUGUUAGAUGUUCCAAUAUAUGGAAGAAUUGCAACCCUCGAACUAUUUCGACCGCAUGGUGAAGCCCAAGAUUUUCUAUUUAUUGCUACAGAAAGAUAUAAAUUCUGUGUUCUUCAGUGGGAUGCUGAGACAUCUGAGCUUAUCACAAGAGCAAUGGGAGAUGUAUCAGACCGUAUAGGUCGUCCAACAGACAAUGGCCAGAUUGGCAUAAUUGAUCCAGAUUGUAGAUUAAUUGGACUCCAUUUGUAUGAUGGACUGUUUAAGGUUAUCCCUUUUGAUAACAAAGGCCAGCUCAAAGAGGCUUUCAACAUAAGGCUUGAAGAACUUCAAGUUUUGGACAUCAAGUUUCUUUACGGUUGUUCAAAGCCCACAAUUGUUGUUCUCUACCAGGAUAAUAAAGACGCCCGUCAUGUUAAAACAUAUGAGGUUGCUCUGAAAGAUAAAGAUUUUGGGGAGGGUCCAUGGGCUCAGAACAAUCUUGAUAAUGGAGCUGAUUUACUAAUACCAGUGCCCCCGCCUCUCUGUGGUGUCCUUAUUAUUGGUGAAGAAACAAUUGUCUAUUGCAGUGCAAAUGCCUUUAAAGCAAUCCCAAUAAGACCUUCCAUCACAAGAGCGUAUGGAAGAGUUGAUGCUGAUGGUUCUAGAUAUUUACUUGGCGAUCAUGCUGGGCUCCUUCACCUUCUUGUCAUAACCCAUGAAAAAGAGAAGGUUACGGGGCUCAAAAUUGAGCUCUUGGGAGAAACUUCAAUUGCCUCUACCAUAUCAUAUCUUGAUAAUGCAGUUGUCUACAUAGGUUCAAGCUAUGGAGAUUCACAGCUUGUAAAGUUAAAUCUACAACCUGAUGCAAAAGGUUCAUAUGUCGAAGUCUUGGAAAGUUAUGUUAACUUGGGACCAAUUGUUGAUUUUUGUGUGGUGGACCUUGAGAGGCAAGGCCAAGGUCAGGUUGUAACUUGCUCUGGAGCAUAUAAGGAUGGUUCUCUUCGCAUAGUUCGAAAUGGAAUUGGAAUCAAUGAACAGGUUACCUUAUUUAAACCAGUUUCUAAUAUUUCAUCUGUUGUGUUCAUAUAUUCCCUGAGAACUUAUUUACCACCUUAUGUAAUACAGGCAUCUGUAGAGCUUCAAGGCAUCAAAGGAAUGUGGUCAUUAAGAUCUUCUACUGAUGAUCCUUUUGACACCUUUCUGGUUGUUAGUUUUAUUAGCGAGACUCGAAUUUUGGCUAUGAACCUUGAGGAUGAGUUGGAAGAAACUGAAAUAGAGGGUUUCUGUUCACAAGUGCAGACUUUGUUCUGCCAUUAUGCUGUCUACAAUCAGCUUGUGCAAGUGACUUCUAGUUCUGUGAGACUGGUCAGUUCCACAACAAGAGAGCUUCAAAAUGAAUGGCAUGCUCCAGCAGGUUAUUCAAUUAAUGUUGCAACUGCUAAUGCGACCCAGGUUCUAUUGGCAACUGGGGGUGGCCAUUUAGUCUACUUGGAAAUUGGUGAUGGGACAUUGACACAUACGAAACAUGCCCAGUUGGAGUGUGAGAUAUCAUGCCUUGACAUUAACCCCAUUGGUGAAAAUCCCAACUAUAGUCAGCUAGCUGCAGUUGGAAUGUGGACAGAUAUAAGUGUCAGGAUAUUUUCGUUGCCUGAUCUAAAUCUCAUAACAAAGGAGCAUUUGGGAGGAGAGAUAAUACCUCGUUCUGUUCUUCUAUGUUCCUUUGAAGGGAUAUCUUACUUGUUAUGUGCCCUUGGAGAUGGUCAUCUUUUGAACUUCUUAUUGAAUUUGAAUACUGGCGAGUUAACGGAUAGGAAAAAGGUGUCUCUAGGAACCCAGCCUAUAACACUUCGUACUUUCUCUUCCAAGAACACCACACAUGUAUUUGCUGCAUCAGAUAGGCCAACUGUCAUCUAUAGCAGCAACAAGAAGCUCCUGUAUAGCAAUGUAAAUUUAAAAGAAGUGUCUCAUAUGUGUCCUUUCAACUCUGCUGCCUUCCCAGACAGCCUUGCAAUUGCAAAAGAAGGUGAACUUACUAUUGGCACCAUAGAUGAUAUACAAAAGCUUCAUAUCCGCUCUAUUCCAUUGGGGGAACAUGCACGGCGUAUCUGUCAUCAGGAGCAGUCUCGGACCUUUGCCGUUUGUAGUUUGAAAAACCAAGCUAGUGCAGAAGAAUCCGAGACGCACUUUAUUCGGUUGUUGGAUGACCAAACCUUUGAAUUCAUAUCAACUUACCAACUAGAUCCAUUUGAGUAUGGCUGCUCCAUUCUUAGCUGCUCCUUUUCUGAUGAUAAUAAUUUGUACUACUGUGUUGGGACUGCUUAUGUUAUGCCAGAGGAAAAUGAGCCAACAAAGGGCCGAAUAUUGGUUUUCCUGGUUGAAGAUGGGAAGUUGCAGGUUAUUACUGAGAAGGAAACUAAAGGAGCUGUUUACUCUCUAAACUCUUUUAAUGGCAAACUGCUAGCUGCUAUCAAUCAGAAAAUCCAAUUAUAUAAAUGGAUGCUUCGGGAUGAUGGUUCCCGUGAGCUGCAGUCUGAAUGUGGGCAUCAUGGGCACAUACUUGCCCUCUAUGUACAAACACGCGGAGAUUUCAUUGUUGUUGGUGAUUUGAUGAAGUCAAUCUCUUUGCUAAUCUACAAGCAUGAGGAAGGUGCUAUCGAGGAGCGGGCUCGUGACUAUAAUGCAAAUUGGAUGUCAGCUGUUGAGAUUCUUGAUGAUGACAUUUACCUGGGUGCCGAAAAUAAUUUCAACUUGUUCACAGUUAGGAAGAACAGUGAAGGUGCUACUGAUGAGGAACGAGGCCGCCUUGAGGUGGUUGGUGAGUAUCAUCUUGGAGAGUUUGUGAAUCGAUUCCGACAUGGUUCCCUUGUCAUGCGCUUGCCAGACUCUGAUGUGGGCCAAAUCCCUACCGUUAUUUUUGGAACUGUCAAUGGGGUAAUUGGGGUCAUUGCUUCACUUCCUCACGAGCAAUAUAUCUUUUUGGAGAAGCUCCAAUCAAACUUGAGGCGGGUAAUUAAGGGUGUUGGAGGGUUGAGCCAUGAGCAAUGGAGGUCAUUCAACAAUGAAAAGAAAACUGUAGAAGCCAAAAACUUUUUGGAUGGAGAUCUUAUUGAAUCAUUUCUUGAUCUCAGCCGUAACAGGAUGGAUGAGAUCUCCAAGGCAAUAGGUGUUUCGGUGGAGGAGCUAUGCAAGAGAGUGGAGGAGCUUACAAGGCUGCAUUAAUAUAACGUCUUGGUUCAUUUUGCUUCUUUUUUCUUUUGUUCCUUCAGUUUUGCUAUUUUGCAUCACAUGUACCUAUUAAUUUUUUUUUUUGUUUUCCUGAUAUGGAGUGUAGCUGUGUGGAAGUGGCAUUCAAGUGAAGAAUUGUAUCCUUGUAAGGGACCCAAAAGUGCCUGUGUAACAUAUCUUCUUACCAUAUCAUGAUGUUCAUAAGAUAGAUAUUUAUUGGACACUA